GCUCAAGCAGUGCCCCAACGAUGAAGCCGCGGAGUCUGCUUCAUCUGCUGCUGAUUCUGAUAAACAUUGUGCUGCACGUCGCUGCUUUUUCAUCAAUUCGCGCAGCGUCAAUCUUUAUUACGUCGUGGAACAAUCAAAUUCAUCAUUGCACUUUCUUCCUAGUAAACGUUCCAUGAGAAUAAAAAAAGCGUAGUAGAGCUAUCCUCAACAGGAAACUCGGCACGGAAUACAGUAGAAGGACCUACAAGUUGCGGUAGAAAAGUAAAAGGCGCACUGCGUACUAGUCGUACAUUUUGAAAACCUACAACCUUCUCAUUCCAACCAACAACCAUGAGUCAACAUCUUGUCCCUCCGUCCAUGCGCCCCAUGGAUCGAAGCGCCGUUUUCCACUAACAGAACCAGACGAAACUGACGUGCUCUCAGGUCCAGCACGACGAGAACCACCAGUAGGUCGUAAGCAAAACCGGUAGAUAAGUAGUAAGUACUUCUUGCCACGCGCCGAGACAGCGCCGUCAUCUGCAGCCGUCCGUGUGCAACUAGGUCUUUUUCAACACCGGCGGAAGAGCAAGAACAAAGCACACCGGCAGAAGUGCAUGCAACUACACUGUACACCCUAAGUAGCAGUAGAGCAUCACAACUUCAAAAAUCAUCACAAGAUGCAAGCCGUUCCGGGUGGUGCCGACUUCGCGCUCGGCCCGGGGCUGUUCGACAAGGUUAUGCAUUGCAAAAGUAACGCAAUACCAAUAUUAGUAUAAAUUGCAUUACAAAUUUUCGCAAGAAGAAAAGUAGAAUCUGUAAUGCUGUGUUACCUUUGGAGGAAGAUUUGUAAUGCAUAUUUGCAAUUAGUACGAGUACGAUACUUUUGCACAGGAUAAAUGUUACCGGCGAGCAAUUCAGCGCAGAGACUCUUGGUCUCUCCUUCUACAAUAACACGCCCGGCGGAGAAGUGUCUAUACCCCUGUUUGAGGGUUUGGCGAAGCAGAGUAUCAACUGCAAAUAUGUCUGGGUCUGGAAGAGUCGGGGCUUGUCAUGCACAUUUUACAUGACCCGUGAGGUCUGUGAUGCUGGUGCUGGCAUCACAGAUUUUUUGAGAGCUUCUUGAUGCUAAUUACACAUGACAAAUGCCCUCUCUGCGUGCCAAGAGCUGACUCCUCUUGCUGCUCAUGCAAUACAGACGUUUCUAGAAUCCGCAGACAGCAUUACAAGUUCCACUCUUCCAGACCCAGACAUUAUAUUUGCAAUCCAUACAGAGGCUCAAGGUCUUACACAUGUUCGAACGGGUGAGUAACGGGGAGAGACCGGUGGGGAAAGAUUUGGAGCAAGGUACAGAGGGCAUUUCUUGAGCAUAAAAAUUGCCACUUUUUGUCAUGCGCAGCUGCAACAGUGAGCAAAGUUGUGUUGCAUGGAUGAUUGAAAAAACAAAGUAAGUGGGAAGAACCCUGCUCUUUCACACGAUCAUGAAAAAAACCUCCAGUCGGCCGGAAGAAGUGCAUCGAGGAACUGAAGGCGAACCGUCUAUGGCUCGACUACCCUUCUUUUUCUGGCGAGCAGGAGAGGUUCGCAAGCGACAAGGAGAAUUUCAUUUUCAACGACACCGUUUCCCACUUCAUCCUCCGCCUAGCGUUUUGCAAAACCAGGGAUGCGAAGGAAUGGUUUGUCAAGCAAGAAGCCCGGCUCUUCGCGUUGAGACUACAAAAUCUCCGCGAACAAGCCAUAGCGGACUUUUACAUAUCAAAUGCAAAAAUGUCUGGGUCUGCAAACUUGCAAUGCUGAUUUGUGAGUAGUGAAUUCUCUGUCAUGCACUGCCAAACAUGAGAAAUAUUUGCGCGGCUUAGUGUUGCGCUUUUCGCAUGACAAACUGCGUUUUGCAUGACCAGCGGGAAGAUCUCUUCUUGGACGCGCAUUACAAUCUCUUCAGUCAUGCCAGACAAGCAUGACAAACCUUGCAUCCUUCCAGACUCAGACAUAUUUGCAAUGCAUAUUACAAACAAACGGGCAACGCGCACGUGAAAUUCUCGCCCGGCGGGCAGCAGCAGGCGGGUGGAAGCAGCAGUAGCUCUAGUAGUCCGCGAGCGCCGGUGCGAUUAAAGGAUCUGCAGGAAUGCACACCGGGAGCGAAGAUCUUCCAGCCGGGAGGACCACCAGGUUAUUUUUUUUUGCAAAUCUAGAACAAGUUUAAGUUUGUCGUUUCUUCAGAUCGCUGUACUUGUUACGUCAUCAAAAAAACACCACAAAUGAAUCAAAUGCAACACACUCAUUUUACAGGUCCGCCGCGCUACGAAACGGAGUUUUACGAAAUCCCGUGGACGGAAAUAACCCCCUACCAUCUAGCGAAAAGACGGGUGAUAGUGAAGAAGGGCAUAGCCUACGUGCCAAACUCUAUGCUCACGACCUUGGUGAUAGACAAGUUUCGGAACAAACUACGGGAGGACUUGAGUCAAGCCUUCGAAGGAUUAGACUACGCCAUGCAGGAAAAGAGAAUAGCGCCGUUUUUGAGGGUAUAAUAUACAACAUUGCAGCUUCUCACGCAGGACAUGCUUGUGGCGAAUGGUUUGUCAUGCGGGAACCGCAUCACUUUUUCAUUUCUAAUUCGUAGAUAUUCAUUUUCAUUCAGAAAUUGUUCACAAAAAAUUUUAUCACAGACCCUUCAAGAAAACGGGCAGACGUUGUUCUUUGCGAAACCGACCAUGAACCAACUGGGUCCCAGCGAAUCUUUGUCCCUGGCAAACUUCGAGAUCAUGUUGAAGCGAAGCCUCCCACCCUGCAUGAGAUGGGCCGUGCAGGCACAGCGCGAUCAGAAGAAGAGGCUGAAGCACCAAGGGAAGCUGCAGUUGAGGUAUGAUAAGAAAGUUUGCCAUGAGCAUCGGACAUCAACACUGUUUUGUCUUAGUCUUGUCAUGCACGGAGGACACGAUCACGAAUACAAAAUCAAUGAAGUAGCUGCAUUGUGGCCUUCAUUCAGCUUCACCGCUGUCAAAAUCUGCAGGCCAUUUCUCCGCGAAGCGGGCUUCGACCUGAAACAGUCCCUCACCUGGUGGCGACAGGAAGUGACCCGCGAUCCGGAAGUCGAUGAGAACAAAUUUGAGAAAAAUUUCGCCUACGACAUCGAACACGCCUACGGGAAAAAGGGACACAUGAAGGGACAAAACGCGUUUGGCUGUGCCAGCAUCAUCGGUUUCCCCUUGGCAACCGCGGGGCAGGUGCACGGGUGUCCGUUCAAAAGUAUGGACAAGGACAUGUUGGGGAAGGUAUAGUUGUAUAGCACUCCUGGCUUCAUGCAUGACAGAAUGACUUUUUCGUCUAACAGUUCGCAUGACAGACUACUGAUCGCACUUCUAAUGUUCAAAUUAUUAUUCCAUCAGGUUUUGCUCCACUGGGACGUUCCGGCCGGCGAUAUCGAGGACAUAACGAAGAAAUCCACCGAAAAGCACUACCAGCUUGCGUGUAAGCAGUUCUUCUGCAAGACGCACAAGGGCCAUUCCGGCGAGGGAAUUGGGAAUCACCCGAACCAAUUUUUCAACGAGAGUGUCAACUACUACACCGGGGGGACCGGCUAUGGAAGUGUCAGGAUUGAAAUCGUCAAAGUUGAAAUAAUUUGCCAUGCAUAAAAUGCAGCCCGCAGCGUGCCUGUCUUGCAGAGUACGUAGGCAAGUGAGGAAGAUUGUAAGCCUGUUGAGGGGUAGAAACUGAGCAGCUAAAGUAGCAUGACAAAAGACGUCUUGCUUACCCAAACAGCAUGACAAACUGGAUUUCGGUUCUACCUAAAUUUGUCAUGCGCCACUUGGAACUGGGUUACAACUUUCGCCCAUUUUAUGCAUUACAAGUUAUUAUUUCUUCAACUUUGUCGAUUUCAAUCCUGACACAGCCAUACCGCCGGCCGAAGUAGCAGUAGCGCGAGCGCCAGUGCGAACGCGAAUGGAGGUGGGGUGCAACCGAUGGAGAUUGUUAGCUAGCAUGAGGUCGUUGUGCUGCACAAGGACGUCGUACUGGGUGGUUGUAGUCGUCGUGACGACUUCCACCGCAUGAUUUAACUUGUAGAUAAAAAUUUUUCUUCGGCCGAGCUUGUUUUCCAAAGUAGGUCUUGACCGUUUCUCUUCUUUCAGGUAGAUUUAAGCAAAACGAAACUGUCGAAAGGGACAGAUAUGUAACCCCGCAGUAUGUUUCCCUCAGAGUUAGAUUAUACGCGCAAACUUUUUU
Amoebophrya sp. A120 is the source of this 4197-nucleotide messenger RNA. NCBI's taxonomy places the organism in Eukaryota, Dinophyceae, Syndiniales, Amoebophryaceae. The record is from the annotation of a GenBank genome assembly.